GCUGAUUGAAAGGAGGACUGCUGCAACUCGAGUCAUCACAUCCGCCUUGAUUUCACCCGGUGGUCUCUUUCACUUUUUUCCUGCCCGUCUCUCUCUAAACCCUAACCCUAAAACCCUAACCCAGGAGACACCACAGUUAUGCCGCCGCGGAAUGGGUUUCCCGCCUCCAGGAGCUGUGGCAGCUGCAGAGCUGUCAAGCGACGAUGCGACCUACAGACUCCCCAAUGUGGACAGUGUAUGCGCAAGGGGGAAAAGUGCCCUGGAUACCGAGAUGAAUGGGAGCUCGUGUUCCGCGACCAGACAACCCGAACCAUCAAACAGCACAAGGCGAAAACCGCAAGAAAGAUGGGCUCCAUCAGUCACUCAACUCCAUCUGCUUGCAACCUGAACGCCGGCGCCGGCGUCGACCUCCAUUCCUUGGGCCACCAACAGUUGUUACCCCCAGCCGUCACCACCAGCCCGAUGAUGCGGCAUCAAGUCUUUUCGUCAUACCUUGAUGGAUACUUCCCCAACGAGACGGGAUCCUCAAUUGAUAAAUUGCGAUUUAUCAUUUCAGGCAUCUCGGCGCUGCCUCGAAAGAAUAUAAUGCUAGAAAAGGCCCUCUCCGCGCUACCAUGUGUGUUUCUAGGCAAGAUACACUCGGACAACCAUCUCUUGCAGCAUGGGCUUCAACUGUACAACAGUGCCAUCCAGUACAUGUUGUAUUUCAUCAGCCGCAAGGCGUAUACUGAUGACAUUAUCUAUACCUGUGUCAUUUUCCUGCAGAUCCAGGCCCACCAUUGUCCAUCCAGCCUGGGGGAAUGGCUUGCUCAUGUAGAUGGAUUGACCGCAAUUAUGAAAUACUAUGAUCCCAAAACGUUUACCAGUCCCAUCCUGGCUGUCAUCCAUGGCCAAUACCACCGGUUCAAAGUGCUUAUCGCGAGGCUUACCUACCAUUCCGAAGAGACAAUUGCGUGGUUGAAGCAGCCCUUUGGGGGAGACGGGGCGAUGAAGGAUUUCAUCAUGAACUUGGUAGAGAUCUCACGCAUUGCUGCUGCUAUUGACACCAUCGACGUCUCCGAUCAGAAUGCUUGCCAAUCUCUGCUGGAAGACUCCCUGGCCCUGGAGAAGAGCCACAUGGAUUUAUACGCCCAGAUCGACGGAAAUACAGGCGGAGAGGCCCCGACAUAUGCCCGGGGGGAAUUAAAGACCGGCGUACCUGCCACAGACGACUUAUUCGGCCCUGCCUAUCGCUUCUCCUCCCUGGACGACGCCCUGCUCCAUAUGUUCUUCUGGCUGUCGUUAUCGUUCGUGCAUCCGCUCAUCUGCCAGUGCCAGGUUCUUGCCAAAACCGAAGCGCCGGGCAACUAUUCGCAAAGUGAGGCACUCCGCAUUUCCACCUUCUGCGUCAACCAAGCGGUCCGAUGUCUUCCGUACUGUGGGCAAGAGGGCAUGAAUCUAUGGGGCAUCUACUACGGGGUCCUCUGCGCCGUUCAGGUCGUCCGGGUCUACUGCCACGUCCGGGAUUGGGAUCGCUUUCUUUGGGCGCAGGAUCUCUUCGCCUAUCUGAAGGCGUUGGGCUUCGACCAUGCUGCUCACGUCGGUGACAUCUGGGCCGCGUAUUGGUUUGAUUCGAGCCGGCACCAUUUCUACCGGACCAUGGAUUACGGAAAGGUGACCGACCAAAAGGACUCGAUCUACAAGGGGACUGAGGCAACAUCUAGCCAUCAGAAUGGCUGAACAUACUACAGGUCUUUUGGAUUUACUCCGGAGUAGAAAGCUUCGUCAUAUCAAUACCCACUAUAAUACGAU
Penicilliopsis zonata CBS 506.65 is the source of this 1791-nucleotide messenger RNA. RefSeq lists its product as hypothetical. The record is from RefSeq and is a predicted model, not a curated record. Gene Ontology annotation, molecular function: DNA-binding transcription factor activity, RNA polymerase II-specific; zinc ion binding. NCBI's taxonomy places the organism in Eukaryota, Fungi, Ascomycota, Eurotiomycetes, Eurotiales, Aspergillaceae. Bases 139 to 1719 code for a protein of 526 amino acids. The transcript has 4 exons. Gene Ontology annotation, biological process: regulation of DNA-templated transcription.